AUGUCUUCUAAUAUCGAAUAUUUUAAAAAAUUUUCUACUGAAUAUCCAAAUCCUUUUAAUUACUUUUAUAGCAAGAUUCGGUUAGAAACAUUUACAUAUGAUAAGUCUGUAGAGCAUAUGGACUAUAAAAAGGUUCUUAUAGAUUCUAUAAAUAAUGACUUUCCUAAAAAAGAACAACUUCUCAAGGCAAAACGUGACUGGGUAAUGAAUAAAUAUAAAUCUAUUCUUCAAGAUUGGUGGAAAAUCCCAAAAGAAUUUCAUGAAAUAAUUGCGAGGUUUUCCGACAAUUAUGAUGAUCAUGAUAAUAAUUUGAACGAAAAAGUAAUUAAUAGCGACGAAGAUAGUUAUAAUUCGAAAGAUAAUGCUGAUGAUAAUAUUGGCGAGAAAAAGGAUUCGAUUGCUUCAAUUGAUGAUAUAGGAGAUACCACAAGCGAGGAAUCUGAAGAUUUUUCUUUAGUAGAAUUUAACAGCUAUGAGAUUAAAAAGGACGCCAAAAAAUUUUAUAGUUGCUUAGAAAUGUUUUUGAAUCAACUGGAAUGUGCUUGGGAACUACCUUUGUAUAUACAAAAAUCUUCUAAAAUUAACGAAAGUUCAUAUUCGCAUCAAGUGAUUAAGUCUGUUUGUGAUUUAUUAUUGUAUAACAUUAAAGGGGUCAAUAUCGAAUAUAAUGGACAGUCCGGACCAACACGUCUUCCCGACUUAAUGGUAUCUAAGAGUUUUAGAUCACCUAAUUAUAAAUGGGAAUUCAUGUUUUGUGAAAUAAGCAAUGGACCGUAUGCACUUGAUUGGGACCAUUAUUGGGGAGAUGAAUUACGACUUGGAAAAUUUUCGAAAGACUCAUGGAAUAAUGUAUAUCUCUUAACUCAGGGAAUCGAUGCCUCGGAUCAAUUAUUAAAGGAGAUGAUGGAUGAAUUGAACCAUGUGAUGAUACAUUUUUAUGGAACAAAAAUGGAUAUAUAUAUCUUAGAUCUCAUUAGAGAUACCACUCAUAAACAGCAACGAACGAAGGACAAUACAAAUGGUAAAUAA
Messenger RNA from Racocetra fulgida, 1029 nucleotides. NCBI's taxonomy places the organism in Eukaryota, Fungi, Glomeromycota, Glomeromycetes, Diversisporales, Gigasporaceae. The record is from the annotation of a GenBank genome assembly.